This is a messenger RNA of Acipenser ruthenus (sterlet), 2720 nucleotides long. Its product is annotated as coiled-coil domain-containing protein 177-like. NCBI's taxonomy places the organism in Eukaryota, Metazoa, Chordata, Actinopteri, Acipenseriformes, Acipenseridae. The record is from RefSeq and is a predicted model, not a curated record. The transcript is spliced from 2 exons. Bases 210 to 2279 code for a protein of 689 amino acids.
GCGGCUAUCAGUUUAUCACACAGUAAUGUCAUUUAUUUAAUAUGAUUUGCGGGUUUCGCCUGAGUUAUGUUAGCUGAGACACAGACGGAUUUUUCUUUUUGUUUUGGAUACACAAUGCGGCAGUAAUGUUGCAAGAGGAACGCAAGGCUGGAGUGAUUUUAUUUGCACGGGAAUGCUCUUGUAGUCUACUCUGAAGGCUUGUCUUUGACAUGGUGGAUCCGCCAGAUGCUGAGGAGGAAGGCAAAAGCAAAGAGCCAGGGCCUGAAUAUUCAGCUGCUGCAGCUUCUGCCACUGCUGCCUCACGAGCUCCCGAUCCCCAGAGCAGAAAUGGACCAGACCCCGCCUCGGAACCGUCCCUCCCGGGCAGACAGAGGGAGCAGUCCCCCAAGCUGCACCUGGAUCUCUUUAAUUUCGACUCCCCCGAAGCCGAAGGCAGUCGCUACGUCCUGACCAGCCCUCGCUCCCUGGAGGCGUGUGCGCGCUGCGGGGUCAAGCCUAUAGUGCUCCUGCAGCGCUCCGUCAAUGACUUUGCCAAGGAGGCCCCCGGGCGGUCCAUGCGGGAAGCAGAGGGACUGUUCGAGGCCUAUGAGAGAGAGAGGCAGGGCAAACUCAGGGAGUGCCGUGAAGAACGGGAGCGGAUUAUCAAGGAGGAAAAGAGGCGCAUUAGUAACUCGGUCAGCAGCAGCCUACCGUGCUCUCCCGCUGGCAGGCCAACAGGGGGAGGAGUGUCUAGUAUUUCCACAAAGGCUGUCCCGGCUCCUGCUACUAGUGCUGCAACAACAACGGCUAAUGGUGCCAUUCCUGCUGUUAAGACAAAUGGACAUGCAGCACAACUCAAGAAAAAAGGGAAAUGCCAUUCCCUGGAUUCUAAACCGAAGAAACGGGAACCUUGCCCCUCUACAACGACCAGCACCACCAUGCGGACCUCCUCGGAGUCAGGGGCCUCCUCAUUCAGCUGGGACAGUCCCCGGGACAGCCCUCGGGACAGCAGGGACAAGUGGCCGAAGGCAUCAAGCCCCAGAGCGCGGACAGUGGCCACCCUGAGCUCCCUAAUGGGGCGCAGCCUGAGCCUGGGGGACCUGAGCCACUCGCCGCAGACCACCAAGAGGGUAGAGCGGAUCGUGAAGGAGGUGAAGCGCCGGGGGCUGAGUGAAGUGCCGGAGAGGGACCGCAAGAUCGCGGCGCUCAUGCUGGCCAAGCACCAGGAGGAGCACAUCAUGAGCCAGAGCCGCAACAUGGCGCACCUGCAGUGGGACAGCGAGCGGCAGCUGGAGGAGCUGAGCAGGGAGAGGGAGGAGAGGGAGAAGCAGCGCGCUGUCCUGCAGUGCCAGCGCAUGUGGCACACCCAGGUCUCCAGCCGGCAGAGGCGGCUCAGCCAGGAACAGAAGGAGACGGCUACCAUCAAGCAGCGGCAGGCGGAGGAGAGCGAGGAGAAGUGGAGGGAGCUGGCUGAGAGGCAGAAGCAGUCCAGGCAGGAGAGACUGAGGCAGGCAGCCGGAGAGGAGAAGCAGAAGAAGAGCCACCAGGAGCACAACCUCAAAGCCCUGGAGGAGGAGAGAAGGGCGGUGUUGGAGCAGGAGCAGCAGCUGCUCCAGGAGAAGCUCACGAUGGCUGAGCUGAGGAAGCAGGAGCGCGAGCACCAGCAGCAGAAGGAGCUCAGGGGCCUCAACAAGGCAGAGAAGCUGAGGCACGAAGCCCUGAUCAGGGAGAUCGUCAGGAGGGAGGCAGAAGACAGGAAGCUGGCCAAGCGCACUAUGGAGGACAAGCUGAGCAGGUCCAUGGAGAACUAUGAGCAGAUCCAGGAGCGCAGGAACCAGGAGCUGAGGGAGAAAGCCAAGAAGGAAGAAUGGCACAUCAAGAAGGCCCGGCAGGCUGCAGAGAGGAAGGAGAAGGAACAAAGAGAGCACCUGGAGAGCCUGGCCAGGGAGACGGAACGUAGGGCACAGCAGGCAGCUCAGGUGGCAGAGGAGAGGGCGCAGCAGAAGGCUUUGAAGGCCGUGCAGAGUCGACUGGAGAAGGAGAAGAUCCAGAGGCUGAACAGGCAAAGGGUGGAGGAGGAGGAGCGGCAGAGAAGGCAGGAGCUCCUGAUGUCCAUCGAGAAGAAGCUGGAGAAGAGCGAGCAGAUCUUUCGGGAAAAGAGGGCUGUGCUGGAGAGCGCUCGCUCCGUGGCACGCGCCUCCUUCCACGUGAGAGACCGGGUGCGAGAGGAGACCAAUAUGCGCACUUUUGACAAGAUGGCCCUGGAGGCCCAGCUGCAAGCCAGCCUGAAUGAGAAAUAAACAUCCAGGUCUGUCCACAACUCAGCAAGCAUUGAGCACUCCAGCCAGAGAUCUAGGGGGUAUCUGGGAAGUUCUAGUGGGAAUAUACAAUUAGUAGCACCCUACUUUAGGUGAAGCUCUGAAACUGAACCUUUCUGUUCUUCCAAGGCAAUACAUUUUCUAGUCAAGUUCCUAACCCUCCGAAUAGUCAGGAGCAGCUUGCUUCCACCUAUACUGGUUCAAGUCUGGCAGCCUGGUAGGCCCUAUGCACAAAGUGCUUUGAAAAAACAGCAUAAACUUAUAAACCCUGUGAAACAAUUGAGAGAAGUGAACUACAAACUAAUCACAAUAGUCUUAAUUUAAAAAAAAAUAGACCAAACAUUCCUUGAUUUGAGUUUUACUCUUCUCAGCGUGAACCAGUGCUGAAUGGUCCUGGUAUAUUUUGCUGCCUCUGUAGAUUGG